Messenger RNA from Drosophila novamexicana, 2213 nucleotides. RefSeq lists its product as uncharacterized. NCBI's taxonomy places the organism in Eukaryota, Metazoa, Arthropoda, Insecta, Diptera, Drosophilidae. The coding region runs from base 10 to 2034 and encodes 674 amino acids. The record is from RefSeq and is a predicted model, not a curated record. The transcript has 3 exons.
CUUUGUAUCAUGGAUAUGGACUUAAAAGCCUCUAAACGCGCCGAAAUUGAACAAUUUCUGUUGGAUGUGCGUGCGCACUUUCGAGCCUCGCUGGCAACAUCCGAGUAUGAGAACACCUCGAAUUUGUUUCAUGUCACAGCCGCCGAGCAAACGCAGGAGCUGCUCCAGCGCUGCGACCAGCUGCUGGCCAGCAUUGCAGACGAGCAGGCGGCAACAAAACCAACAACAGCAACAAUAGCAACAACAACAACAGCAUCACCAGCAACCAGCUCCAUUAAAUUGAAUGGCAGCAGCGACUCUGUGGAGGGCAAAGUGGGCGCUGAGACCGGUUGCUAUCUGGCAAUGUUGUCCUCCACAGACCAAGCAGCAGCAGCAGCAGCAUCAUCGGCAGCAGCAACGACAAGCUCGUCGAGGAACUCAUUGUCCGCCUCGCGGGAGUACAUCGAUAUAAGCAGCAAUCCAUCGCUGAACAGUGAUAAAAUCCAGCAGUCGGAACUGGAGCAGUCGCAGCCGCAGCAGCUGUACGAUGUUUGCCAUGCGCCCGGCGAGGAGGAGGAGACCCAACAGGUCUUUGCACACGAGCUGUUCAUCAAUUGCCCCUAUGCGGAUCUGCCGGCUGGUCACUUGGCGCUGCAGCGUUCCAUCAAAUACGGCCAAUUGCAUCGGAUCGAGAAGCGCCUGUUCUUUGAUCAGAGCAAGAAAUAUUAUUGCGGCAUACUGAACGAUUGGAUGCUCUGCUAUGCGGAUGGUCCGACCUCCUGCCGGCCCAGCAGCAGUCUCUACCUGAAGAGUUCGGCCAUUGAGAUCGAGCACUUUGGUGAGGGUAAACGUCGUGAGGUUUGCUUUCAAAUCACAACAGCUGAUCCCGGCAAGAAGUUUGUGUAUCAGGCGAACAACGAGGUCGAUGCCAAAGAGUGGAUACAUGCCAUUGAGGCGGCCAUCCGGGGUGAUGCCAUUGCCCAGGCGACGCUGAAAACGUUGCGCAAGCUGCCCACGCCGCCGGUCAUGAAGAGAAACAGCUACACGCCCACAGCCACAUCAGCAACAACGGGAACGGGAACAGGAACAAACAACGACAGCAUCUACGAGGAGCCAUCGCCCAUAUAUAACUUUGGUGAGACGGUAACGACGCCCCCGCGUCUGCCCGAGAAGUGCAACAGUCCGAGCGCGCUGGCCAAACGUUUCGAAUAUGACAUACCAAAGUGUCCACCACAGCCGCUGGUCAUGGACGAUGAAGGAUCGGCCGGCGGCGAGGUGGAAACCGCUGAGCUGCUCAAUGGAGGUGCUAUUGCUGCUGCUGAGCUAAAGGCACAGCCGCAACCUUCCAGCCUGCAUGGCAGCUUGGCUAUGGACUUUCAAGCCAAGGUGAAAACGGUACACAGCGAGCUCUCUAGUCAGCUGACGAGUCCGGAGCGUCUGAAGAAGGCCGUCAAGAAGACCUACUCAUGCGGCAACAAUGAACCCGAAAUGCUCUCGCUCACCAAUCCCACAUUGGGCAACAGUCCAGUUACACUCAAGGAGCAGAAGAAACAGCGCAAAUCGCAGACACCCCAAACGAGUCCACAGAAGACGCCCGGCAAGGACUGUGACAAGCUGGCGCGCAAUUGGUUCCUCAGUCGGCUCAACAAGUCCAGUCAGGGCCCGAGCACACGCUCGACGGCCAACGCUACCAGCAAUCCCACCACCAGCACACCAUCAAAUGCCAAGUGCAAGCAGAGCGAAAAGGAGAAUCUGCUCAAUGGAGUCGAUCUCUGCGAUGGCAGCAGCAGCAGCUACGAUGGAGCGCCUAACGAACAACAGCCGAGCAGCAAUCCCACAUCUCCCUGCCUCAAGUCCGAAUCCAAGAGCAAGGUGAACAUGAUCAUCAAUCAGUUCGAGAGCAGCGGUCACCUGUCCACCAUGUUCAGCGUGGAGGCAUUGGCUGCCAAUGCAUUGGCCUCGCUCACCUCCUUUUGCGAGAGCGACAACUGCAACAACUACGAGCCCAUCAUGCCGUUGGCCACGACACCCAGCAGCUUUCUCAAAAAGGUGUAGCUGUGGGGUGUACCAGGAGUCCCGCAGCUGGAUCAUACAUGCAUAUAUAGCACUUAUACACAUCUAUCUAUAUAUAUAUUUAAUUAAGGCUAGCGACAAAAACACGCGCACGCACAUUUUCAUGUUUAUCUUCAACAUUGACAUAAAAUUUUAAUAUCAAAACAUAAAUUGCUAAUAUA